GGCCGAGCUGCAUGUAUGCGAAGGGCGUCCCGCUGCUGCCCAGGCUGCCGAGUGCCCUCUGCGCGGUCCCAGCUCGUCAUGGGCAGCCCGCGGGCUGUGCUGCACCGCUGCUGGCUGCCGUCCCUGCUGCUGCCCGCGCUGCUGGCCCCCGGCCCGGCCGGCGCCGCGGCCCCGCCGCCCGUGCACUGCGCGCCCUGCACCGCCGAGAAGCUCGCCCUGUGCCCGCCCGUCCGGCCCGGCUGCACCGAGACGGCGCGGCAGCCCGGCUGCGGCUGCUGCCAGACCUGCGCCCUCGGAGCGGGGCAGCCCUGCGGCGUCUACACAGCGCGAUGCCGGCACGGGCUCCGCUGCCACGUCCCGGCCGGAGAGCCCCGGCCGCUCUCAGCUCUCAUCCACGGCCACGGGACGUGCCUGCCCGCCAGCGAGGCCGCGGGGACGAGCACGGCGGACACAGCAGACUCUAUCGAACCUGAUGAUAUGCCUUUGGAAAGCACUGAAAUGACACAGGAUCAGCUGCUGAACUACCAGCUGAUGUUUCCCAUCGGCCAGGACAGAUCCAUCCCCUGGAAUGCCAUCACUGCAUACGAAAACAUGAAAGCAAAGAGAAUAUCUGAACUCAAGAAAUGGAAAGAGCAGGGCCCCUGUCAGAAGGAGCUCUACAGAGCCCUGUAUAAAUUGGCAAAGGCUCAGCAGAGGAGCGGAGGGGAGAUUUACAAAUUCUACUUGCCCAACUGCAACAAGAAUGGGUUUUACCACAGCAAACAGUGUGAAACUUCACUGGAUGGAGAGUCUGCUGGAUGCUGGUGUGUCUAUCCGAAAACUGGAAGAAGAAUUCCUGGAUCUCCAGAAAUGAGAGGAGACCCCGAAUGCCAGCAGUAUCUCAACUCGCAGGAAUAAAUCUAACCACGUUCAUCCACACCAGGUUUUCUGUGGGGCCUGAUCUGGUCCGGAGACAUUUCAGUCAGGAGCUGUUUCAAUAAGGCAAUUCUAUGCACCUGAAUUUCAGCAUAUGAGUAACCCCAUAAAGUAGCUUUUUUUACUGCACUGGAAUUACUCAGAUGCUCGAGUGACAGAUACGAGCAACUGCAAGAUCAAGUCCUAUAAUCUUGUAUAUUUUGUUUGUAUAAUAUUAUAGAUACUCAUGUGUAAAGCUGUUGAAUUAUUUAUUUCACAGUGCGUGUAUUUUUGUCUGUGUGUGUUGUUACUAAUUUAUAGCCUCAAACACUUCAUAACUUUAUAUGUAAAUACUUAAUAUUAUUGCUCUUAAAUGUAUGCAUCUCGUGUUGGAGGAAUGUUGCUACUUAAAACUUCAAAUGGCACAACUCUGUUGGGAAAAACAGCUUGUAAACUUGCUUUUUUUUUUUUACUAUGUAUUUAUAGACAUAAAACUGAAUUUAAAAACCUAUCUUUCAGUAGAGAACAUGCUUAGAAACUUAUUUAAAACCUGUUUUGUUUAUGUAUCAUGUUGCUUUUGCACCUCUGUUUCAAUGUCAAGCUGUUUCUUAAAAAAGAAAGUCUAAAACUCGAUUAUAUACUGAAGCUCCUGAUGGGACAGGAUUUGUUUCUAUUUUCCACACAUGUGCACGGGAUAAAUGGCAAAACAUAGCGGGAUCUUCUGUGCCACCUUUGACAGGUGGAAGUUGUUCACGUGUUGACAUUAUCAUGUUAUUUAAGAUGUGCUAUUAAAUAAUGUCUUCUACACUG
Neopsephotus bourkii (Bourke's parrot) is the source of this 1704-nucleotide messenger RNA. It is a transcript of the gene IGFBP1, whose product is annotated as insulin like growth factor binding protein 1. Lineage: Eukaryota; Metazoa; Chordata; Aves; Psittaciformes; Psittacidae. The record is from RefSeq and is a predicted model, not a curated record. The transcript is spliced from 4 exons. Bases 16 to 897 code for a protein of 293 amino acids. Gene Ontology annotation, molecular function: insulin-like growth factor I binding; insulin-like growth factor II binding. Gene Ontology annotation, biological process: regulation of insulin-like growth factor receptor signaling pathway. Gene Ontology annotation, cellular component: extracellular region.